This is a messenger RNA of Anguilla rostrata (American eel), 2842 nucleotides long. Its product is annotated as fatty acid 2-hydroxylase-like. Gene Ontology annotation, cellular component: endoplasmic reticulum; membrane. The record is from RefSeq and is a predicted model, not a curated record. Gene Ontology annotation, biological process: fatty acid metabolic process; lipid biosynthetic process. Gene Ontology annotation, molecular function: fatty acid 2-hydroxylase activity; heme binding; iron ion binding. Lineage: Eukaryota; Metazoa; Chordata; Actinopteri; Anguilliformes; Anguillidae. The transcript has 7 exons. The coding region runs from base 395 to 1591 and encodes 398 amino acids.
ACAAACUCGCUGUCAGUUUAACACCAACGAUGCAUUCUGUAGCAACAGGAAUGCGGCGGAGUUAGAUAUGAAGAAUCAUCCACCCAAAACUUCACAAAAACACCUUUUGCUGGGAUACAAUUGCAGGGACUGAGCGCAUCAUGUUUUCUUAUGAAAUGCCGGUGGUCGUGCGAAGAUGAGUGUGUUCACGUUGCAGCCCGACAAAUGCUGAAGAAAUGGGUUGGGUCAAGUUUCGUCAGGAGUUUCUGAUUAAUUCAUGGCAUGUAAAUGAGCUGACCAGGUGUUUAGGUCGGCGCAAAGAAACGAGGAAACUGCAUAUGGUAUAUCCUACAGCGCAGAUCACACACUUUUAACUUUGUAUUCCUCUAAAACCCAUAUAGCCUACGCCAACAUCAUGACUCCCUCGACGUCCCCUCGCUCGUUCUCACAGAAGGAGCUAGCCCAGCAAUGCACCAAAGAUUCGUGUUGGAUAAUGUUAGGGACUCGGGUCUAUGAUGUGACGGAAUUCCUUCGAUUGCACCCGGGCGGAGAGGCUUUGAUUUUAAGUCACUCUGGGACGGACGUAAGCCGGUUGAUGGAUGGACCCCCGCAUCGACAUUCUGAGAACGCCCGACGGUGGAUGGAGCAAUAUUACAUAGGUGACUUGGACAGAAACAGUGCUGCAGAAACAGAGACCCUGAGGAAGAGGAAGACAUCCAAGAAUGAUGAGGAGAAAGAGCAGCCGUCAGCUAUCAGCUACAGUAGAGUUGACCCUGAGACGGACUUGGUGGACUGGCAGAAGCCUCUGGCGUGGCAGGUGGGGCACCUGGGCGAGAAGUACGAUGCUUGGGUUCACCAACCUGUGGACCAACCCUUACGCUUCUUUCAGUCUUCACUGUUGGAGGCCACCACCAAGACAUCCUGGUACAUGGUGCCUUUGGUGUGGAUUCCAGUGGUGUUAUAUCUCAGCUGGUAUUGCUGCACCUCCUUGGCAGAAGAAAAGACCAGAAUUUUCCUCACCAGAGAAUACUCCAUCAUGGUCCAUCAGUACAGUUUCCCCUUCCUGUUCCUCAUGGGCAUGUUUCUGUGGACCUUCAUGGAGUACUGCAUCCACCGCUUUGUGUUCCACAUGCGACCGCCCGCCCACAGCUAUUAUCUCAUCACCCUGCACUUCCUGCUGCAUGGCCAGCACCACAAGUCUCCAUUUGACCGCUCGCGGUUGGUCUUCCCCCCUGGGUUGGCCUCCCCGCUCAUUGGGGGUUGCUAUCUGCUCUUUUCCGCAAUAUUCCCCGAGGGGGUGAGUCUGUGCCUCUUCGCCGGGGGGCUGGGCGGCUACGUGGUAUAUGACCUCACCCACUACUACCUCCACUACGGCUGCCCCCAAAAGGGCUCUUACAUGUACAAGCUGAAGGCGUACCACGUCAAGCACCACUUCAAACACCAGAGAGCAGGUUUUGGCAUCACCACUUCAUUGUGGGACCACCCUUUCAACACUGCCUUCCCAGAAGAGCCUUCAGAACAGGGGACUCAGCACUCUCCGCCCUCUUCUUGGUUCCGCUUCCUGUUCUCCCUGCAGAUCAGACCCUUUCCUGCCAGGCACGUUGUCUGGUAGAAGGGCUCAUUUAUGGAAAUUUAUUUAGAAGAAAGUGAACAAGGAUAACGACAGAUAUUAAUAUCUGUAGAUGUUCAACUCUGUAAGGGGAAUGCUUCUGUAGUGUAGAGAACCAACAUGUAGAUCAGAAGUAAGCCCCUUCCUCUCACUGUGCAAUGAGCCGGAUCAUUGGAAGAAGUGGGUGGAGUGUAUUUGAAUUAGCUUCAUAUGCGGAGCUGUCUUGUUGGCAUUCAAAGAAGCGGUGGUAAUAACCCAAUAUAUGCAAAGACUGCUCUUUACCUACUCAAAGAAUAUUUUUUCUGGACACACUCCACCCAUUUUUUCUCACCAAUUUGCCAAGUGUGCCUUUUAAAUUAUUUUGGUGUGGUACCCACACCCCAUGUAUAGAACGCAGCACCUGAAUGUACACUUUCCAAAACUCUCACUUGCAACCCAUUGACUAUUUUACACACCGCAUACAAGCCUCAGAGUACUGCAAGAGAGUGCUGGCACCGAAUGGAGAAGAGGCCUAUCUCUCACCGAUUUGGAGAACUGAUACUGUGUUAACCCAAGGAAACCUCCCCAAAUCAAACCCACCCUAUCCAUGUCAGGCUAUUGUGGCCCAACUCUACAAACUUCUUUGUAUACUGUAAUCUGUAAAUGUCAUAGUUGAGCCUCACUCAAGUGACCUGUCUUGGCUAUAGGCAGCAGCAUAUUCACGAUAGGCACCUUUACUGACCGAUUCACUAGGGAACCCUCUUUUCAAUAGGAUAUGAUUCUAAUGCUCUAAGAUUCGUAUUUUCCCUGUCUAGUUUGUGGGUAGGAACACUGACGAGGCUCUGCCAAGUUUGAUCAAACAUGUGAUCCCUCCCACUCCUUGCUGGCCAGCAUCCCUAUGCCCUCUGUUAGGCCCGAAUUGUUUGGCUGGGCUGAGAAAUCAAGAAGUCAAAUCAAGUUUGUGUUUAUUCAAAAAAAUAAAUUAAAAAAUUCUCUUUAUUGUGGAAGAAUUCUGACAAAUUCCUUCUUUGUACAAAAUUAAGACUGAAUUUUCUAAACCUGUUUACUGCUCAAUAUUUUUUUUUGAAAGUAUUUGUUGUAGUUCUUUGUAAGUAAAUGUAUAUUUCUGAGAACUGUUUGUAUUUUUUGCUUUCUAAGACCAUGCUGUGACAUGGUCGUAAAUUCUGUUUAUUAAUCUUUAAUCUUGUGCAUUGUACACAGAACAAUGCAAUGUAAGAUGUAAAACUAAGGAAUAAAUUAAUUUUCCUAAAAACA